This is a messenger RNA of Cuscuta campestris, 1638 nucleotides long. NCBI's taxonomy places the organism in Eukaryota, Viridiplantae, Streptophyta, Magnoliopsida, Solanales, Convolvulaceae. The record is from the annotation of a GenBank genome assembly.
AAACAAUUAGUCAAUAAACACUAGAAAUAAUAAAUUAAAAACCCUCAAUGUCUAUCUACCAAAUAAUAUAAGCGGCUAAACACUUGUUUGGUCGCCGGUUCUUCGACCUUGUACGGUUUUCUCCGUUGAUUCACUGUGCGCCAUAUCGCCUCUGUUUCUCUCUUCAUCUUCUUCCAUAUACCGAUCAUAUUUCUUCUUCUCCACCGCCUGAUUGUCUUCUUCUAGGGAUCGAAUGAGCACAAUCCAAAGAUGAUUUGGUGUUGAACAAGAGAAAAUAAACUUUGCAUUUUAUUUAGGAAGUAUGUUUGUCUAGUUGCAAACUGGUUGACACUCAUAUUCAACCUGGACAUAAUAUAAUCUAGCAAAUUCAAAAUAUGCUAAAAUCAUAGAUUCUACAAACUAUCAUAGAAUUCUUACACCUUUCAACAUUUUCUUGGUUUCUUCCUUUCUUUCUUUCCUUUCAACAUUUUUCUUGGAUGAAUUGGGAUAUGGAGAUUCUGCCAAAUCCAAGCUGGUUAGCUGCUGCAGAGAGCUGCAAAAGUCCUGCAAAAUGGACCCAGGCCGAGAACAAAGCCUUCGAGAACGCGCUAGCGCUGUACGACAAGGACACGCCGGACCGGUGGGAGAAGGUGGCGGAGAUGGUCCCAGGGAAGACGGUGGCUGACGUGAUUUCGCAGUACAGAGAAUUGGAGGAGGAUGUUAGCUGCAUAGAGGCUGGGUUGAUGGAUUUGCCUCCCCUUGCUCCCCCUUCCACCUCCCCCUUCACCCUGGACUAUUGGGGUGGUGGCGGCGGCGGCGGGGGGUUCAAUCCGCCAGGGCGUUCUUUCCCCGGUGGCGGGAAAAGACCGCCCUCCAAUCGAACGCCCGAGCAAGAAAGGAAGAAAGGCGUUCCUUGGACGGAAGAAGAACACAGGUUGUUCUUAAUGGGGCUAAAGAAGUAUGGAAAAGGGGAUUGGAGAAACAUUUCUAGGAAUUUUGUGAUAAGCAGGACACCAACACAAGUGGCCAGCCAUGCCCAAAAAUACUUCAUUAGGCAACUCUCAGGCGGCAAAGACAAGAGAAGGGCCAGCAUUCACGACAUCACCACCGUGAACCUCAGCGAAGAACAAAUCCGGUCGCCGGAAAACAAGAAACCGGCGGCGGCUACGCCAGAUCCCCAGCAGACAAACACUGGUGUCCAGAAAAUGCCCUUUCAGUGGAAUAAUAAUGGGGCAGUCAUGGGAAGUUUCAGCACAGGUCAGGGCAACUUUUUUGGGACCUCCCCUUAUGGUGUAGGGUCCUUUGGAAUAAUGAAUAGAGCGCAACAAGGAAGUGCUGCUUUGCAAGAAAUUUACUUUGGACCCCAAAGAAGGGCUCUUUAGGGUAGUACACUCAUAUGUGCAGCAGUACCACCAUCAUUUCAAGCUUAGCUUGAUUGUAAAAAAAAACCAUUUUAGCCUUCAACAACAAGCUUUAUUUCAGUCUUUUUUUGUCCUUUUUUUGCCUUGUAAAUAUGUUGUCUUUACAUUUUUCAUAUAGCAGAGUAAAUUAAACUUUAAAUCAAGAAAAAAACCACCGUCCAAGGACUAGUUCAUGAUGUUUUAAUAAACUUUCUACUUAUUUUCUUUUCAUUAAAGUAAAGAAAUUAGUUUACAAUAU